GCAGCACACCACACCCCCGCCGGCGCUGAGCCCCAGCCUGGACAGCCGGUGCUGCUCAGCUCCAGCCCUGCCGCUGCCAUAGGCGUCCCUCCUCCUCUUCCCAAGGAGCCCUGAUGAUUUCAGGUUGCUUGGCAUCACCUCCCGGGGGCAGCUGGCGUCCGCAGCGUGUGUCAGAGCAGCCUGGCGCACGUUCGGUUUCACAACGUGCUGCCUGCAGAACGCGCUGGCUCCCCGAAGGGAUCGGCUGUGGUUUCGUGUUUCAUUUCCCUCGCACGCUACACCCGAAUUCCAGACGCUCUCUGGCUUCGCUGCUGCAUGGACUCUGGUCCUUCGCCGUACCCAGCGGAGGCAGAGGGGGCUUCCCUCGGCUCCAGGGAGUGGACCAUGAAGACGUCAAUUGUAUUCUUGCUUUGCAUCUCAGUUUUCCCAGGCUUUUCCCAGGGCAGAGUUGUCAGAGAGGAUGAAACUGGUUUUGCCGAAUGUAACGUGUUCUUCCCUGGACAAGUCCCACCCGAAGGAUUUACGGAGCCGUUCCAUGUGAAAAUCUGUCAGCAGUACAACAAAGAGCCACGCUUUGCAACCCUCUACAGUACUAAGGACAAAAUCCCUCUUUAUUCAGCUUUUAAGUUUACAAAGCCAGCUCAAAGUGAGGAGGAGAGCUGGCUGGUUGAGCCACAGAUAGAUGAUCCAGAAAAUGACUUGCAUGAAAUGGUUCAUGAAGCCAAUAUUGGUGGCACUGUGGCCAACCUUGGUGCAAAUCAAGCCCUGACCUCAGACUACGUGGGCUCUGGCUACGAGAGAGGCCUUCUCAAUCCCAGUUUGCUUAAUGAGGAGGAUUUCCAGGUGGCUACUUACACACUCACAAAUGCUGUCCCUCUGAGCCCAGCUCUGAGCAAAAGCUGGCACAGAGACAUUGGGAAGGUUGUGGAGCAAGCUCUGAUCCCUCACUGUUCCAAGAUGGAUCAUCUAUAUCUCCUUGCAGGUGCAAUUCCUUCCAGUGUCCAAGUUAAAGGCAAGGUGUCAGUGCCAGAGAGCCUUUGGCUAGCAGCCUGCUGUGAUGCUCCAGAGGGAUGGUCCCUGGGAUUAGUGAAAAAAAUCAAUGAUGAAAACAGCUUGGCAGACCUCACGGUGAGAGAACUGGAGAAGCAGCUUCUACCAGGAGUUCACUUGUUCAAGGGCAGCUGUGGGGAAGACAAACAAACCCAGGAGAAAAGAGAAGCAGUAUUGCAAGUUGUCAGUCAGAUCCGCUCUGGAGAGCAAGUAGGAACAAGUAACAACCAAGAGACCAAAGAAAGUGGCUGGGUGAGAAGAGUGGCUGGCAUCAUUGCUACCCCUUUCAUCAAACUUCUGGAACUCCUCAUCUACAUCUUUGUGGAACUGGUGAAGUUUGUGUUUUAUAUUCUGUGGCUUAUUGUAAAGCGAGUUGUUGGUACAAUUCUGGAUGGAGUCUACAGCCUGUGGAAUGGGAUGGUGUCCUACCUUAAAGCUGUCAGCAUGGUGCUCAUCAGCAUCCCCUAUGAUGUUGGGAGGGUCAUCAUCAACAUCUUCCUGGGCUUCCUGCAAAUUGUUCAAGAUGUGCUGUCCCUCACCUACAGGAUCCUGAGCAUCCCCGUGGGGUUCGUCCUUCACCUUGCUGCUUUCCCUUACCACUCCAUCUGUGCCAUUCCUUCUGUCCUAAAAGACAUGGCCACUGGGAUUGGGGGCACCUUCUCACUGGUCAUCGAUGCCACAGCCACGGUUCUGCAUGGUUUCUAUUACCUAGCUGGUCACAUCGUCAAACGGUUUGUCCCUAAAGGCUCUUCUGACGACUGAUAGGGACAGAAACCAAGGCUGCAAACACACGGAAUGAAGGAGGAGUGGGGCAAUGCUUUAAGAUAUGUGGCCAAAUGCUGUCAAUUUCAUUCUGGUAUUUAUUGUAGUGACAUUAAUAACAAUGAACUGACUGGGGAAUAACAAGGAGGGCCAAGGCAAUGUCGCUCGGGGCCUCCACCACUGUAACUCGAGUUCUGUCUGUUGUAAAAUGUUCUGGUUUUAUCGGCACAGACCACAAAGCUUCUGUGAUUUGCAGGUGUCAAGAUGCUUCCUCUGGGAAAUGCACAUUAACUGUGGUAGGAGGUACUUUCUUUCUGGCUAUGAUGACACUGAGGCUUAUGCAGCGGCAGUGAGCUCUGCAGAAACCCACCCCUACCAAGGAGCAGGUGGUGGUGGUGGUUAGGGGAGGACAUGAGUUACAGAAGGUUGCUGGGACUUGGUAAAAGGAGAGGGAGGCAAGGGUGCAAGGACUUGGGACUGGGAAACAGCAGGGAGCAGGGUAGAAUGGGAGCAAGGUCCUGCUGUUGGCUGCAUUGCCUAUUUCUUUGGUGUCCCACUGGUGGAGGGGAUGGAGCUGGAUAUAUCUCAUAGUCUUCAGGCCUUUCCAGAUACCUGAAAUUGCAUGGGUCUUGCUGCAAGGAAAGACCACUGCCCAUUUUUUUUGCAUGGUGGGAAAGCAUUUUUUUCUUAGCCAUACCAAGGUUAUCUUCUCCCAGUCCUUCCCUGUUGUCUGGUGACCACUGAAGGUCAGAGCCCUGAAUCUUCAAGAUGUGGUGUUCUCUGAAGGUCUAAGCCCAUGAAUGGCUUAGCCCUGAAGCCCUUGUGUCUGCUCCAAUGCCUAGCAGAUCUGAGAGUUGCACUUUUGGAUUCAAAUCUGUUGUCACCUGCCUUGUCUCCCUUGAGAGCUGACUGUUGCUGAAGCACACAGGGGACUAUGGACUGUCAGGUGGGAGGAGAGGCAGGAGGGAUCCUGGGCUGCAGCACUUGCUUUGCUGUGUGAAGACCCACCUGGUGAGCCCAUGCACAGAGACACUAAUGUCAGAGGUGGAACUAACUCCUCUUCUGCACUGCUCUUCCUCUCUGCUCACUCUUCACCCCUUCUCCCCUCUGCCACCAUGAGCCAUGUCCCCCAACACCUGCAGUGCUGGAGCUGGGGCACACAUCAGGGCUUUGCAGGGGAGCAGCAAGUGUUUCCAGCCAGAUGAGGGGCACAAAGACAUCUGCCACUGCUGGAGAAGGGCAUAGGAAUGCUGCCCUUCCCUGGGACUUAGCUCAGCAAGGGGCUUUGGAUCUCUUGGUGCAGUUGCCUGCAAGAGGGAGGCUUCCUGUCUCAGCAGCAUUUACUUUGGCUGGACUCCAAGAGGCAUUUGGGAGUCCUACAUGCAUGGCUCCUUCCUUUCACCCCCAUCUGUGUCUCUCCCUGCAGUGCUAGCUUGGUGUGGACCCCUGAUCUACCAUAGCAUCCCAUAAUGAGUCCCAGGAGUGAGCAAGCUGAUGGUGGUGCUGUGUUGAUGGUGGCCUGUCCUGGGCUGAAGAAAACUCUGUUACUAACAUGGCAGCUUUGCCUCUCUGCAUCAUGUAGCCUGCAGCAAGGCUGAGCUGGCAUGGAUGGAUUCAGAGGGAAAAUGAGAUUUGGCUGGUUCAUGAUGGGACAGAGUUGUUUCUUUAGCUCAGGGGCUGUGCUCAAUGCAACCAGAUGUGUGUGCACAUCCCAGCCCAGCACACCCUGGCCAGGUGGCACCCUGUUCAGCAGUGAUGCAAAUGGCAAAGCUGGGGAAGCCAACAAUGGUGACAAAGUGGGGAAGCAGUGGCAUGAGUAGAAAGAGAGGAUGACUCCCUGUCUCAUCCUUCAUGGGCCACUGCUGGUUUAUGGAGAAAGACAGGCUGUAUGCAAGCAGAACUGGCUUUGUUCAAAAGGAAAGGCAGGUUUUGUGUACCAGUAUGGGUUGCAGGAUUAUAGCUGGGUAAAGUCAGUGGUGUUUUGCUAUAGGAAUGUUAGGUGCAAGGGGCAAGGUCACUGUUCCUAACAGGCAGAGAGCAGCCAGUGGAUGCUCUCCAAACGACCUCUGCAUAUUUGCACACUCAAACAUGCCUGGUGUGCUGUCAAGACAAAUGUGGAGCUGAUUUCUCACUCCUUCAUGAGACCCUGUCUCAAUCCUGGUACUCCUCUAGGGCUACAUGGCAGCUGUCAAGGCAGGAAAGAAGCCAGCUCAAGCUCAGGGGAUACUAGGAUGGGGUGACAGGGGCCCAGGAUCCCCAGCAGCCUCUGAAGGCACGUAUGAUAGCAGCAGCUCUCAAGUACAGCCCAAGCACCGGUGAGACAGGGUAGCUGCCCCCCACGGCUGUAUUGCACCUUCUGUGUGGCCUUAUCUCUGACCCUGCUUAGCUGUGUGGCACUGCAUAGCAGCCAGCCAUGCACUUUCUGGGGCUCUGUACCCAGAGCAGCUUCCCUACACCCGAACCCAGCAGCCCCUGCAUCCCAGGUCCACCAGCAUCCCCGGUGCAGCUUUGCAGUCUCAGUGAUGUGGGAGCUCAUGUGCUGAUAAGCAGCAAAGCUGAGGCACCCAGGAGGUCUGCACUGUCAAUUUGCCACCACCCUUUCUACCCCACCUAGCUCAGGCCAGUAUGUCUCUGCUGCAGCCAUGACUUCUGACAGCAAGGGGACAGUCCUUGAAAUCUGAGGCACUGCAGCUCUAUAGGAUUUGGGCAGAUGUGCAACAGUAUUAUUAAAAUUGUCUUAACCUGCUCAGAUUUUAAAUACUAAGAACAGUAGCUGGCAUUUCUCUUCUGUGCUGCGUGUCUGAGCAGGCAGUGGGAAAUCUGCCUUGAACGUCCUGCAAUUACCACAGAACAAGCUACAUCCUGCAAAAAAACCACUGUUUGAGAUUCUUCUUAUCUAGGCAUGAUUUAUAGCUCCUGAGCUUUACUCUAUCCUUGGAAACGUAUGGCUUCAACAAAAUAAAAUGACUUUUCCUAA
Messenger RNA from Sturnus vulgaris (Common starling), 4789 nucleotides. RefSeq names its product endonuclease domain containing 1 (gene ENDOD1). NCBI's taxonomy places the organism in Eukaryota, Metazoa, Chordata, Aves, Passeriformes, Sturnidae. Gene Ontology annotation, molecular function: hydrolase activity; nucleic acid binding; metal ion binding. The record is from RefSeq and is a predicted model, not a curated record.